This is a messenger RNA of Kwoniella mangroviensis CBS 8507, 483 nucleotides long. RefSeq lists its product as uncharacterized. Bases 1 to 483 code for a protein of 160 amino acids. The record is from RefSeq and is a predicted model, not a curated record. The transcript is spliced from 3 exons. Lineage: Eukaryota; Fungi; Basidiomycota; Tremellomycetes; Tremellales; Cryptococcaceae.
AUGGAUACAUUGGAUACAGACGCAGAUACAGGGAUCGAUGACUUUGAUGACAGCGCAUGGGCAGAAGCCGUGAACGAUAUUAUAUUUCAACUGGACUCGCAUUUAGCGGGUGCUGGGAUGCCCAAUUUUGGAGCGAGUUCACACCAGUAUCGAGGCGCAAACCGCUCAGAAAUGGAAGAAGAGGUCAACCCGUAUGAAUCCACCCUUGGAGGUUCUCACGGAGAUCAAAAUGGGAGGAAUCUUGACGAUUUUGAGAGUUUCUUUUACAUGAACACACCUUUCGAUCACAUUUCUGCUGGAAAAGUACUGCCUGCGUUGAGUACUGACCAGGAUGAGGUAAAAAUCGCAGGUAGGGAGCAGUUACAGCUGGAAGAGGGCGCAGAAAAGCUCCCGGCUGUGACCCCUUCUUCCGACAUUCGGUCAUCCACGGGAACGCAUGACCCGACAACGACCCCAAGUGGCUUAUCAGAAAAAGACCAGUAG